GUUUCCGGAUUCAGAUUGUGAUGUAGGUCAAACAUGAGGCAAACAUGGCUACCGAACAGACGUUGAGAUCUUUUGGAUGCGAACAGAACUUGCUAUCCCGUCCAGAUGGCUCAGCAAAUUUUACACAAGGUGAUACCACUGUGCUGGCAGCAGUCUAUGGUCCAGGGGAGGUGAAGAUGAGUGAAGAGAUAAUUGACAAGGCCACACUGAGGGUCAUCUUCAAACCCAAAGUUGGACUCCCAGGCUGUGCAGAGAAGUUCCAGGAGAGAGUCCUGAGGAACACGUGUGAGUCAGUGGUCCUGGCCACACUUCACCCCCGCUCAGCCAUCAACAUCAUCUUACAAAUCAUCCAGGACUCAGGAUCUCUGCUGUCGUGUUGCGUGAACGCGGCAUGCGUGGCGCUGAUGGACGCCGCCGUGCCCAUGAAGUGCCUGGUCAGCGCCGUCACGUGUGCUCUGACAGAGGAAGGACAGAUCGUUCUGGAUCCUGACUCAAAACAAGAGAAGGAGUCCUCCGCUGUCCUAACAUUUGCUUUUGACAGCAGAGAAAACAAUGUGAUCACCUGCAGCACAAAAGGAUGCUACACACCUGAACAGUAUCAAGAAAGUCUGUCAGCAUGCCGAGAAGCCAGUAAAAACAUUUCCAGUUUCUUCAGGCAGGCGGUGGAGAAAAGAAUGUCAAAGGAACUCAAAGUCAAGACGUAGCAUUUUCAGAUGUACAAUGUUUGUCUUUCAAAGGUUGUCUGAAGUCGAUAUCGCCCCCCGUCCCGGUUGAGCGAUGGUUGAAGUGCCCUGAUGUAUAUGGCCUCUUUUAUGCCUCUCUUGAAGUAAUCCUGUUCGGUAUCCAAGAUUCUGACCCCCUCUAGAUCCACUGUGUGUCCCGGUGAUUCUAUGUGGAUGUGCUGUGACACCUCAGAUGCAAAAGAACUGGGUCGUCUAUGUUCUAGAAACCUGGUUUUUAGUGAGCGCUCAGUUUCCCCGAUAUAGGUUUCCCAACAGGGGCCUCUGUUGGUGUUUCCCUGGCAACUUAUGUGGUAGAUAACCCCACACUUGUCUUCCUUGGGAGUUUUGUCCUUAGGUGCCACAAGGAGCUGUCUUAACGUACGAUGAGGUCUAAAACAGGUACUCACUCCAUGUGCAGCAAAGUUUCUACGUAGUUGCAUCUGAGGUGUCACAGCACAUCCACAUAGAAUCACCGGGACACACAGUGGAUCUAUAGGGGGUCACAAUCUUGGAUACC
Molecule: messenger RNA, 1239 nt
Organism: Branchiostoma belcheri (Belcher's lancelet)
Lineage: Eukaryota; Metazoa; Chordata; Leptocardii; Amphioxiformes; Branchiostomatidae
Product: exosome complex component RRP46-like
Exons: 6
Coding region: 45-704 (219 amino acids)
Biological process (GO): nuclear mRNA surveillance; U4 snRNA 3'-end processing; rRNA catabolic process
Cellular component (GO): cytoplasmic exosome (RNase complex); nuclear exosome (RNase complex); nucleolus
Source: RefSeq, a predicted model, not a curated record